Topomyia yanbarensis is the source of this 1979-nucleotide messenger RNA. Its product is annotated as zinc finger protein 391-like. Gene Ontology annotation, biological process: regulation of transcription by RNA polymerase II. Gene Ontology annotation, cellular component: nucleus. Gene Ontology annotation, molecular function: zinc ion binding; RNA polymerase II transcription regulatory region sequence-specific DNA binding; DNA-binding transcription factor activity, RNA polymerase II-specific. The record is from RefSeq and is a predicted model, not a curated record. NCBI's taxonomy places the organism in Eukaryota, Metazoa, Arthropoda, Insecta, Diptera, Culicidae. The coding region runs from base 118 to 1776 and encodes 552 amino acids. The transcript is spliced from 3 exons.
UUUUGCUUCUGGACGUUUGCAAGAGAAAACAAGAUUAAAUUUAGAAAAAUUUAGUGUUUAUUGAAAUAAGUUUGUAUUACAUCCUCAUAAAAUAUGUAUCUUUAGGAUAGCGAAUCCAUGGAUUUCUACGCAAGCAUCUGUCGGCUGUGUGAGGCCACAGAUAAACUGAGUGACAAAUGGUUGAACCUGUUUGCCGCAGGGAACGAGCAUCUCCUGGUGAAAAUUUCAUCUAUCUGCUGCCUUGAAAUUCGCCAGCAGGACAAACUACCGAAGCGAAUCUGCGGUCGGUGUACCACUAGCCUGGAGCAGGCUUACAAUUUUAAGCUACAAUGCGAGAUAACGCAAGCCAAGUUACAGCAUGAGAUUGAGUUUCUGGAGCAGAAUAACUGGAAUACCGGUUUAACAAUGCCACCUUUUGAUUUCGCUCGGUUUCAAGAAAUAAAACAAGAAGUAGCCUUGAAACAAACGUUUGAAACGGAUGUUGACCUACCCGUGGAACCUGUAUUAAUAAAAGAUGAAGUGGAAGAAAUGCACGAAGUGAAUGUUUCGCCAGUGUUACCUCCGGAACCGGAUGAGACGCUGUCUGAACUGUGUUCAUCAAAAGUUGAAAUAAUACCGAAAGAUGAGGAUGAGGAAUCCAAAAACGGGGGUAGCUCUGUGCCCGAUUCGGAGGAAUCAGAUGCCACUGAUGGUUCCGAUUCGGAAGCUCUGAUCAACAAAAAACAGCGCAUCCAAAGAAUUAACGAGGAAAACACGGAACAAUCCUGUUCGAAUAUAUGUGAUGUUUGUGGCGAGCAGUUCGAAAAAUCGUCUGAGCUACGCGCCCACGUCAGAAACGUUCAUGGAAAAAAGCGUUUCCGGUGCGAAACAUGUUCGAGGUGCUUUUCGCGGAAAACACGUUUACAAGAUCACGAGCUGCGUCACACCGGGCUUCGACAGUUUCAAUGUGAGCAUUGUGACAAGGCCUACGUUACUCGGUAUGGUUUGAAGACACACAUGGAGGAUGCUCACAGUGAGAAUUUGCCGUACGUCUGCGACAAAUGUGGCAGAGGAUUUUCGAAGGCAGCCAAGCUUCGACUUCACUACAGUAUGCACAUAGAAUCAAGAAAUUUCGUUUGUAAUGUGUGCUCGAAGGGCUACAAAACACAAUCCCACCUGAAUAUGCAUAUGAACACACAUUUGCCCCAGGGUCAGAAGAAGGUACGAAAACGGCGUAAUCGAGAGAAGGUUUGUGUGUGUCCCUUCUGUGGGAAAGUAUCUACCUCUCUGGGAACGCAUACAAUGCACAUCAGAACUCACACGGGUGAUCAACGUUACGAGUGCCACAUCUGCUUUAAACGAUUUACUUCCUCCGGCUCGCACAAGAAACAUCUACGCGUUCAUUCGGGUGAGAAACCGUUUGUGUGCGAGUUCUGUCAUAAAUCCUUCCGCCAGAAGCACCACAUGACUACUCACAUCCGUGGGGUGCAUACCAACGAGAAACCGUACCAGUGCAAGUAUUGUCCCAAAUCGUUUGCAACUAGGGGCAACAUGACGCUCCACGAGCGCAGUCAUGUUGGAGCGGAAGCGGCUGUUGUGCUCGAUACGGCUACCAGCGAUUUGAUGGCACAGCGGCAAAUGCUGAAUGACUUACGGAGUGAAAUUAAUCUUAACGGAAGUCCAUCACAUUCAUCCUCGAUGAUGACGACAUCGCCGUCGCCAAUGUUGAACCCAGGAGUAUUGAUAGCCCCUAGUGACGUGCUUCAUCAGCCAGAUGUAUACUUUCAGGAUCAGUAGAGUUGGAUAAUUUUGUAUAGUUAGAGAUGAGACGAGCGAGUUCCCCGACCAUCUCUAGUUUAAAUUUUGACUAGCAAGGAUUUUAGGUGACAGUAGAGUCCCUAAACUACUCCAAUAGCUUUCCAGUACGCUAAGAAUCGACUGCGAAGUCUCUCGAAAUAGAAGUAUCGCAAAGAAAUGUGGCCAAUAUGUAAGUUUUAUUU